GAGGGUUUAUGAGAAUUGUAAGAGUUUUUGUUAAAGUUUCUCGUCUCAGUCCGGGUCCAGCUGCCUCUGUUCCUCUCUCUACCUGUUUUCUCCGCUUCCUGCCUUCUUAGAAUGAUCGAAAGUGAAACAUUAGCAGCAGGAAGAUGAUCAGAUAGGCGGCCUGUUCGGGUGAAUUCAUGUAUAUAAAUAUUAUUCAAAUWAAAAAAAUGACAGAAGUUUUGCAUGGAAACCAGCAGUAAGAACCUUUUAAAGUUAUUCACCAGGAAACUUGAGAACUUAUCCAUCUCAGAUUAUCAUGGCCUGAGGAGUCCUGGUCUGACGUGUUAUCUGAACWGUGUGCUGCAGGUUCUUUUUAUGACUGAAGACUUUCGAGAGGCUGUGAAAAGAUGUUGCAGUAAACAUUUAACACCUCUCGACCGACACCUGGAAAGGCUGUUUUGUGAAUUAGAGAGAGGGGCAGCCAGAACACACGGCAUYGCAGAAGAGCUGGGCAUCGAGGAUGUGUAUGAGCAGCGUGAUGCUGCGGAGUACUUUGAGAAGACUCUCUGUCAGAUCAGUCCAGAGGCCUCMAAGAUCUUCAAAGGAGAGCUGAACCAUAAAACCAGGUGCCAGAAGUGCAAGAAGACAACCAAUUCCAGAAGCUUCUUCUGGGUUCUUCCUCUUUCAGUGGACGAUUCGAGCAGUAAAAGCUACAGCGUGCAGCAAGGGUUGGAGGAUUUCUUUAAGGUCCAAAGAGUCAGCGAGGAGAACCAGAUGUUCUGUGAYGGCUGCAACAAAAAGCAGGACACAGAUAUUAAAUACGAGCUGACGCAAAGCCCAGACGUCCUGACUCUCCUGCUGAAGAGGUUCACCUUCGAUUWCAGACGGAGCUGCUACAUCAAGCUGCACCGCAGAGCCGACGCUGUCCCAACCCUGCAGCUGCAGAGCUGCAGGUAUGAGCUCUACGCUGUAGUUCAUCACUACGGUUCUCUAACAGGAGGCCACUACACGGCUGAUAUCAAAUCCUUUGAAACUGGAAACUGGUACUGCUUCAAUGACAUCACUGUUAAAAGUGUCCAACAACAAUAUGUGGAAUUAGAAAAGAACUCGAUGAGGUCUGAGACGGCUUAUCUUCUGAUGUACAGAAAAGUGGACAAACAAACAAGUCAGACUGAUGGAAGACACCUGAGGUCUCAACGAGGACAUUCAGACGUCCCGACUGAGGACAGAUGGGACGAAUCAGAGCUCAGAGACUUUCUCCCUUCUGAUCAUCUGAAGCAUGAAAGCUGCAGAGGAGGGGAUUAUAAGCUCUUAAACGGGGAUCUAAUCUCUGGUGAUGUGAUGGAGAGGAAACAUAGAGACUCUCUGAGAAGAGGAAUAAAACAAACAGACUCUGAAGCUGAAGGACAGCAGCAGGAACAUCUGAAGACCUCUGAUGGACGUCUCAGGACAAAUUCCUACAGACAGACUUUUCUACAAGAUUUGAAAGUGUUUAGGAAUCAGACGGAGGCUGCAGCAGCUUCAACACAAGAAAAAAAUACUAAACAGAGAGAAAAGACUUCAGUCAGAGAUGUUGGUUAUUCUGUGAAGACAUUUGAUGCUUCCUCUUCAUCUCCAGUCCCACAGUGCUCAUGUAAUAACUGUAGAGUACAUGAAAACAUGAAGAAAAAUAAUGUGAAGAAACAACCUGCUACCUCAAAAGCUGUAAGAAAAGGAGAAAAUACUGUGAGUCAGACAGAGAAACGGGUUAAAAAGCCUGAAACUAAAAACACAAGAGCAGCCUGGAAGUAAAGGAAUAAAAAGUUUUCUUUAUUUAAAAUGCUUWGACUUUUUGUUCACAAGAUUAAACUGUUAUAUUUAUUGACA
This is a messenger RNA of Austrofundulus limnaeus, 1845 nucleotides long. RefSeq names its product ubiquitin carboxyl-terminal hydrolase 64E. The transcript is spliced from 12 exons. Lineage: Eukaryota; Metazoa; Chordata; Actinopteri; Cyprinodontiformes; Rivulidae. Bases 223 to 1770 code for a protein of 515 amino acids. Gene Ontology annotation, cellular component: nucleus; cytosol. The record is from RefSeq and is a predicted model, not a curated record. Gene Ontology annotation, biological process: protein deubiquitination. Gene Ontology annotation, molecular function: cysteine-type deubiquitinase activity.